AUGAGCGAGCUUCGCGCCCGCUCUACGGGCAAGGAGAAAGCCCAGGCUUCCAAAAAUGACCAGCCGGUGAAGUCGCAGGCGAAGAAGCACUUCAUCAAGAAGGCUCCUGAACCCGCCAAGUCGGGGGAGUCUUCGACCUUCCUGCCUGGCAUGAAGUUUGGCGUAAUCGACAUCAAAGAGCAUGUUCCCACCGGCGGUCGCGUCCAUCUCGAGGCCGAUGAGGAGAGGCGGGACGCUAUUCGCGAUGCCUUCCAGUGGAGCUGGGACGCUUAUGAACGCUGCGCGUUCGGAACGGACGAGCUGCACCCGAUCAGCUGUGGCGGUUACAACCUUUCCGAGACCGGCCCUAUCGGCUACACCAUCGUUGACUCUCUGGACACGCUUCUGGUCAUGAAUUUCACAGAGGAGUACCACCGCGCUGCGGACUGGUGCAAGAAGAACCUCGACUUUGACCGCGACUCUACCUUCAACACAUUCGAGACGACCAUUCGCGUGCUUGGUGGUCUGCUCGCUGCGCACUACCUGACGUCAAUCAGCGACGACCCCAAGAUUGCCGCCGACGCCCCGUUCUACCUCGAAAAGGCAACCGACCUCGGCGAACGCAUCCUUCCCGCCUUUGACAGCCCCUCCGGUAUUCCCUACUCUGGCGUGAACCUGCACACCCGCACCGGCGUUCCGGACCGCGACAACAAUGGCCUCUCUUCCCUCGCUGAAGCGACCACCCUGCAGCUCGAGUUCAAGUACCUGUCGUACCUGACCGGCGACCCGAUCUACUGGCGCAAGGCUGAGCGUGUCAUGGACGUCGUGCGCCAGGGCGCCACGAACGGCAUCGCACCCAUCUUCAUCAACCCCCAGAACGGCGCUUUCGUCGCGAGCGACAUUCGUCUCGGUUCUCGUGGAGACUCGUACUACGAGUACCUCAUCAAGCAGUACCUGCAGACGAACCGCGAGGAGAGCGUGUACCGCGACAUGUACGACCACGCCAUGGACGCGAUCAAGACCCAUCUCAUGACUCGCAGCAAGAAGAGCAACCUCCUCUACACGCACGAGUUCACUCCCGCCCGUCACCCGGAGACUGGCACGCAAUCCUGGGCUAUCGAGCCGAAGCAGGACCACCUUGUGUGCUUCCUCGCCGGUUCGUUCCUCCUCGGCGUGACCGAGGGAGGCAAGCGCGAGCUCGACUGGAAGAACUUGGACCAGGUCGACCAGGAGGACUACAUGGCCGGCACGGGUCUGAUGGAGACCUGCGUGGACACGUACAACACGCCGACAGGCCUCGGCGCCGAGAUCGUUAUGUUCCGUAUGCGUGAGGACCCGCUCGCAGACGAGGAGGACUGGUACAUCAAGUCGGGCAAGAAUCUGAUCGACUCGCGCAACAUUCUCCGCCCCGAGACGGUCGAGAGUCUCUUCCUCGCAUACCGCCUGACAGGCGACGAGCGCUACCGGGACUACGGGUGGAAAAUCUUCCAGGCGUUUGAGAAGCACUGCAAGGUCGACACGGGCGGUUACGCCAACAUUCGCGACGUGCGCGAGGUCCCUGCGGAGAAGGAGGACAGGAUGGAGACGUUCUGGCUCAGCGAGACCCUCAAAUACCUUUACCUCCUGUUUGAUGACUCGGACCACAUCGCCCUCGACAAGCACGUCUUCAACACCGAGGCCCACAUCUUCCCCGUCUUCAACCCGAAGCAGUUCCUGACGCCGUUCGCGACCUCGUAG
Messenger RNA from Trichosporon asahii var. asahii CBS 2479, 1716 nucleotides. RefSeq lists its product as uncharacterized. The transcript is spliced from 5 exons. Gene Ontology annotation, biological process: N-glycan processing; carbohydrate metabolic process. Lineage: Eukaryota; Fungi; Basidiomycota; Tremellomycetes; Trichosporonales; Trichosporonaceae. The record is from RefSeq and is a predicted model, not a curated record. Bases 1 to 1716 code for a protein of 571 amino acids. Gene Ontology annotation, cellular component: membrane; endoplasmic reticulum. Gene Ontology annotation, molecular function: calcium ion binding; mannosyl-oligosaccharide 1,2-alpha-mannosidase activity.